Molecule: messenger RNA, 1018 nt
Organism: Panicum virgatum (switchgrass)
Lineage: Eukaryota; Viridiplantae; Streptophyta; Magnoliopsida; Poales; Poaceae
Product: 23 kDa jasmonate-induced protein-like
Exons: 2
Coding region: 144-776 (210 amino acids)
Source: RefSeq, a predicted model, not a curated record
AAAACGUACCUUGUGCACAGCUUGUGAUCAUUCUUGUAUUCUUCCUCCCUCUAUCCAGCACUAGCCAUCUCGAUCUCCCUCUAUAUAUAGCUAGCGAACCAAGAGAGAAUUGAAGUGAACAAACUAGUAGAAAUCAAUCCACAAUGGCCAACUGCUUUGGUGCUGUGGUGGACAACUACAAGUUGGACGAGAUGGCAAGGUACGUGGGGAAGGCCAAGAGCCAGGAGGACCGGGCACGGGAGGCCGUCAACCUGGUGAACGAGGACAGCAAGAACGACAAGGCCUCCAAGUAUGUGCAGGGCGUCAAGGACUGGUAUGGCAACGGUGUGUCCACACUGUGCCUCAUCUACAAUGCUACUGGCAGCACCCUCCGCUACGUGGCAGACAAGGACUGGUACGGCUUCAUUUGUCGCACUCCCUACCCUACUGAGAUCGGCAAUGGCCAGUGGGCUGCCUUCCUCCAUGUCCACAACACCGGUGCCGCAUCAGGCUCUGAGGCUGCCGUCGUGUACCGUGGUACCAAUGGUAAUGGUGAGGAGCGUGACCUGCUCCUCGGCUGGAGCACCCCGUGGGGACCCUGGUAUAGUAACAAGGCUUAUUGUAAGAUUGGAGGCGUGGAUAGUUUCCAGUCACAAUGGGAUCAACUGUACAGCAAGAUAAAUAACGCUGAUUAUAAUUGGAAGGACAGUGGGGAUGGCUUCGAGGUGAACGCUAGCACUGCUACUGGUGGCGACCCCAUCUUCUCAGCGACAAUCAAAAUCCCUUUCAGCCCAUGAGAAUCGUCAUUGUCUGCAUGCUAAUGCAUAUAAUUUGCUACCUCCAUUUAUCAUAUGUAUCCGUCAUGCAGAUCAUACCAAAUAAGUCCAUCCAGAUGUUGUGUGUGUAAUCUAAGUUAAGGCAUAGAUAUAUAGAUGCUCUUGUAUGCAUCAUCAAAUGUAUGUGCCACCGGUAUGUACUCAUAUUUGUAAUAAAAUGGUGAUGGAGGAACACCGUCAAAAUCAUCAUAUCCAUUGUGCCA